GGCCUCUUACCGUAGGUACUCUCCUACCUGGCUUAGCUCACCUUGACGUAAUGAGGGCUUACCACAUUCAUUCUUAGUGCCUAGUAUUACACGGGUAGUCACUACGCCAAACUCACUCACACCGUUGCAAAGGGUUGGUAUACGAGCUGUACGCGAAAAACAAGCUAUCCAGCAACCAUGCUUCUGAGCGGUACGGCCAGCAACCAAUGAGCCUCGACCGAGCGAUCGCCCUCGCCCAGGCGGCCGUCGCGGCCGACCGCAAGGGCGACCGAAGCGCCGCCAAGGACUGCUUCGUCGAGGCCGCCUCGCAACUGCUCGCCGUCGUCAAGGCCGAGCCCGACCGGACGAAGGCCGCCAAGCUCGCGCAGCGCAUGGAGUCCUACGUCGCGCGGGCGGAGCAACUCGCGGCCGUCUCGAAACCGCCGCCGCCGCCGCCGAAGCGGCAGCCACCACGGGCGCGCGCGUCGACGACGGCCAACUACUUCUCGGCCGACGCCGCCUUCCGAAGAGACGUCGAGACGGCGCGGCAGGCGUGCCGGGCCAUCGAGCGCCAAGCGAGCGACUACGCGGACGCGGGCUUCGGGGGCCGCAGGGCCCUGGGGCGCGGCAAGGGCACGGAGGCGGUCGUCGGCUGGCGGCGCGCGCGCGAACUGGCCGACAAGGUCUUCGACGGCGACCCGAGCCCGCGCGACGUCGACCAGGGCGCGCGGCGCGGUGCAGAAUGCACACCGUGAAAUAUGCUCGGGCGCGCCCGACGUUCUGGUCGAUGCCACGCAGGCGCUCGGCGACUGCUGGCUCCUGUCGUCGCUCAGCGUCCUCGCGCACUUCCCGGAGCUCGUGCGGCGGGUCCUCGCCACGCCCCGUGCAUGAAUCAAACUGUCGCGACGCGUCUCCACCACGGCUCACUCAUGGCCUCCACGCCAUCGACGCGAUGCCAGCUCGAUGGCGUGGCGGUGGGGGUCUCUCACCGCUCGAUUCGGUCAGCACGGGCACCCGACUCACUGGUUGAUUACGCACAGGUCACGCCCGACCUGUCCGCGCGGGGCGUCUACGCGUGCCGGCUGUGCCGGGCGGGCGAGUGGCGCGUCGUCUACGUCGACGAGCUCCUCCCCGUCCGGCGGGACGGGCGGGCGGCCUUCUGCCAGGUCGCGACCGCGCUGUGGCCCGCGCUCGUGGAAAAGGCGCGGCCCCGGCGUCUGAUGUCGCGGCGAUGGCGCACUGCGACACUCCAACCGCUCGCGAACGCAGGCGUGCGCAAAGAUCUUUGGGUGUUAUAGCGCCCUGGACCAGGGCAACGCGGCCGAGGCGCUCGGGCUCCUCACGGGGCUGCCGACGGACGUCGUGCCGUGCCAUCGUCCCGGCCUCUGCGAAACGCUGGAGCGGGCCCACGGCGCGGGUUUCGUGCUGAGCGCGUCGUGCGGCCGGGACGACGUCCCGGAGGGCGCCUUCGAGCGCGUCGGGUUACUCUCGGCCCACGAGUACGCCAUCCUGAGGAUCGCUGCCCUGCCGGACGGCCGCCGCUUGAUUCAGUUGCGGAAUCCGUGGGCGCGCGGCGAGUGGCGGGGGGCCUGGUCGCGGCACGCGCCGGAGUGGCGCUCCCUACCGGCGUCGGUGGUGGCGGCCUGCAACCGCCGGGGGUCGCUCGAUCGGGACGACGGCGUCUUCUGGAUGGAGCCAGGAGACUUCGCGCGGCACUUCCGCGAGGUGACGGUCUGCCGCCUGCGGCGGAACUUCGCGCAGGCGCGGUGGCCCGUCGACACGCCGAAGUCGCUGGACGCGCCGGCCGCGGCCUUCGAGAUUUGUUGCACGAGGGAUACGACGCUCGACGCCGCGCUCCUCCAGCGGACGGGCCGCGGCCUGGGCCCGCACCACGUCAUGGGCGACGCGCUCCUGCUGAUCUUCGAGAGUGAUCGGGACUUCUCGCGCGCGAGCCUCGUGGACGGCCGCGCGACGCUCGCGAGGGCGGCCGUGACGCAGCGGUCGACGCUGCCGCCGGUCGCCGCGCCGGGCGUCCUAGAGCUGCGGGCGGGCCGCCGGUACGCGGCCGUGCCGCUGUGUUUCAAUUGGAGAUGCCUGGGCCUCGCGCGCCAGCUCACGGCGGUCCUCUACUCGUCCCGCGAGCUCGAGGACGUGCGCGCGCUCGGGCUCACGGCCGACGCGGUCGCGGCGUGCCUGCGAGCGGCCAUCUUGGACGGCGGCGCCUUGCUCUCGUCGAAGCAGGACGCCUCCACGAAGAUCUACGAGCUCGACGGGCUCUUCCUCGCCGAGAACCACGCGCGCGACGCCCACGUGACGGUGAAGCUCGGGCUCGGCCGCGCCGAGAACCUCAUUAGCUCGCGUCACGGCGGCGUCAUCGACCCUAGUAAACCGGGCUCUACGUACAACGUCGAGGACACGCUCCCCGCGAAGACGUGGCAGCUCCUGUUGGUUCGGUCGCCCUUCAAGGGCUCCUGGGCCAUCGAAAACACGUCCGUCAGGUGGUCCGUCGCCGCCGGCGCGCGCGAGCGGCACCUCCCGCCCGUGGCGCCGGGCGGCCUCCACGCGUGUUACGCGCUCGCCGCCGCCGCCUAGUUUUCUUCUAAUGGUGAAUUGUGUUAAAA
Messenger RNA from Pelagomonas calceolata, 2600 nucleotides. Lineage: Eukaryota; Pelagophyceae; Pelagomonadales; Pelagomonadaceae. The record is from the annotation of a GenBank genome assembly.